Cyprinus carpio (common carp) is the source of this 1431-nucleotide messenger RNA. Its product is annotated as cell wall protein DAN4-like. NCBI's taxonomy places the organism in Eukaryota, Metazoa, Chordata, Actinopteri, Cypriniformes, Cyprinidae. The record is from RefSeq and is a predicted model, not a curated record. The transcript is spliced from 27 exons. Gene Ontology annotation, cellular component: membrane. Gene Ontology annotation, biological process: adenylate cyclase-activating G protein-coupled receptor signaling pathway; cell surface receptor signaling pathway. Gene Ontology annotation, molecular function: G protein-coupled receptor activity. The coding region runs from base 205 to 1431 and encodes 408 amino acids.
GUACUUCACACAUUUCCUUAUGACGAUGAUGUACAAAUAACAUCUCUAUGAACAUCUAAACACACGCAUUGUUAUCUUAGUUAAUGAGUCAUUUGAUCAGUGUCUGUGAGGAUCAUUGUGUGUCAGCUCACAUCAGUAAAUGAAGCAGAUCCUCUGAGCUGGCUUUUGGAUAUAGAGAAAUACAUCAGACUGUCUACACUGACAAUGGUUUCCUCUCUUCAUAAAAGUUUUAUAAGAGCACUGACUAUCAUCUCUGUUAUAUCUGUUACUAACAUCAGCAGCACCAAUACAACAGUCACAACAGAGAUGACCUCAGCUGCUGAUACUGACAUCAUCAACACUGAUACAACAGUCAUGCCAGAGACGAGCCCAGCUGAUGUUCAAAGCAUUACCACCAACUCUACAACCGAUACACCAGUGAACAUCUCAACAGAACACAGUAGUUCAUCUAGUUCAACUUCUACAGCUCCUUUGCACACGAUCAUUUCAACAACAUCUACCAGUCCCACUACUACAGAUUAUUUACUGACAGUCAUUUCCACAACAUCUAGUAGUCCCACUACUACAGUUCCUUUACACACGGUCACUCCCACAAUGUCUGCCAGUCCUACUACUUCAGAACACAGUAGUUCAUCUAGUUCAACUUCUACAGCUCCUUUACACACGAUCACUUCAACAACAUCUACCAGUCCCACUACUACAGAUUAUUUACUGACAGUCAUUUCCACAACAUCUAGUAGUCCCACUACUACAGUUCCUUUACACACGGUCACUUCCACGACAUCUGCCCGUCCUACUACUUCAGCUCCUUUACACACGGUCACUUCCACAACAUCUGCCAGUCCCACUACUACAGAUCAUUUACAACUGUACAUGUCCACAACAUACAGUAUUUCUACUUCAACAGUCUCUUUACAGCCAGUCACUUCCACAACAUUUACUAGUUCUACUUCAACAGCUCCUUUACACAUGGUCACUUCCACAACAUCUACCAGUCCCACUACUACAGUUCAUUUACAACCAGUCACUUCCACAACAUCUACUAGAUCUACUUCAGCUCCUUUACACACGGUCACUUCCACAACAUCUACCAGUCCCACUACUACAGUUCUUUUACAACCAGUCCCUUCCACAACAUCUACUAGUUCUACUUCAACAGUUUCUUCACAGCCAGUUACUUCCAUAGCAUCUACUAGUUCAACUUCCACAGCUCCUUUACACACGGUCACUUCCACAACAUCUGUCAGUCCCACUACAACAGUUCAUUUACAACCAGUCACUUCCACAACAUCUACUAGAUCUACUUCAGCAGUCUCUUUACAGCCAGUCACGUCCACAACAUUUGCUAGUUCUACUUCAACAGGUCUGAACAUCCCGCCGCUAGAAGAAUGCAGACUGGUUUAUGAUUUCAGACCACAGGACGGUGUGUAG